Harpegnathos saltator (Jerdon's jumping ant) is the source of this 2698-nucleotide messenger RNA. RefSeq lists its product as uncharacterized. Bases 1139 to 2338 code for a protein of 399 amino acids. Gene Ontology annotation, molecular function: oxidoreductase activity. Lineage: Eukaryota; Metazoa; Arthropoda; Insecta; Hymenoptera; Formicidae. The transcript has 2 exons. The record is from RefSeq and is a predicted model, not a curated record.
AUUUUUCUCCGAAAUGUCGCGUUAACGAAAAAAUCGGGCGAACCGGAGUGGUCUGAAACAUCCGGCACAUUUGCAUACAACAGACGCGAAGAGACCGACGCGCAAAUAUUCAAAUCGAGCGACGAAACAGCAGCGGCUCGAGAAUUCGGCGGCUUACAAUCUGUUACAUUUGAUAUUAACAUCGGAAAUAUCCUUGCCGAUAACUUGGAAUUCAGCAGUGAUAACGGCGAUGCGGUUUGAAGCUCCCGCCGAGAGGCUCGUUCAAUCAGAGACAAUCUCGGCCUUCUCAGUUACAAAACGACAUCAAUGUCAACCGAGCGGUUGCAGCACAUCGGAGUACACGUCGUUGUCGUCAUCAUCGUCGAACGUUGCCUCUGCGAAAUCGAGCGUGCAUUUCUCAGAGCGCGAAAAACGCGCGCGCUUUUUCCGUCUCUCUCUCUCUCUCUGUUCCGCGAGGUUAAAAUUGUGCGCGCCAAGGUGAACAAAUCGCUCUGCGAGCGGUGAUCGUCGCUCGACUCGCACUCGAACUCGCUGCUGCGAUUGCGAGCCUGCCACCGCUACGUGUACGUAUAAUCGCAACAUCUCCAGAUCAGCUCUAGUAACGCCAGCUACGUGCUCAGUCACGACCGCACCGACACGGUCGGACGGCGCUAAGUUCAAACGAAACGAAAGUUCGAAGGAACUCUCCGGAAGCUCCGGAUAGAGGGAAAAGAAAAUAGGCGAAGGAAAGGACUUCUCCUUUCUUUCUGUAAAACGCGACAAGAAGAAGCUACGUAAUUUUUCCCUACCAACUAACCAACGUACGCAAUUAACAUUCUACGCCGGCGUCAAUCGACAACAGUUGAAGAAUUCAAGACUCUUGGAAGGUGGAACUCAAAAAACAAAAGUGAUCGUGAAGUUUGACCUUCGUUUCAUUCGGCCGUGUGCACGAAUAAUAAACAAAAGCGAUAACCCGCGAAGUCACGCGAUAGAUUGCGGCGAUUAAGCCGAGCAAGAACUCGGCUCGUUCUCGAUGCUCUGCUCAUUUCUGUAUAGUGAGCUAUUGCUUGUUGCUAUGAAACGAUAAGAUAGGGGAGACGAUAACGCAGGUAUCACAACGUGAGUCGAUUGGCUGCUUCGUACAAGUAGAGUUUAAGACAUGUUGUUCGUCGUGCGCAAGACACUCAUCAGUCGCUUCUACGAACUUUUCGUGAGAAGCACGUCGUUGCACCGCAUCAGCACCGCUACUGUCAGAUCAAUGGCGGCCGUCGCAAGUUACGACGGGCAGGUCGUGCCCAAGGACGAGGUCGUCAGGUUCAUCGAAGACUGUAUGCGCAAGGCGGGCACGAGAGCGGAGGACGCUCACGUGGUCGCUCAUCACCUGAUGACGGCGGAUUACAGAGGCCACUUCAGCCACGGGAUGAACAGGAUGCAAAUGUACGUGAACGAGAUCGAGAGCAGGCUCACUGAUCCCGUCGCUCGACCGCGGGUCGUCAGCGAUUUUCAGGCAACAGCUCUCGUGGACGGUGAAAACGCGCUGGGCCAGGUGAUCGGCAAGUAUUGCAUGGAAAUGGCGAUCGAAAAGGCGAAGAAAUUCGGCAUCGGCAUGGUGGCAGCUCGUGGCUCCAACCACUACGGCAUUUGCGGCUAUUACACCAUGAUGGCGAUGGAGCAGGGUCUGAUCGGCUUCAGCUGCACCAAUACGAGCCCGCUGAUGGCGCCGACGCGCAGCACGAAGGCCGCUUUAGGGACGAAUCCAUUGUCUUUGGGUAUGGCCGGCGCGUGUGAAGGGGACGAGUUCGUUCUCGACAUGGCGACGACUGCGGUCGCGCUAGGUAAGAUCGAGCUGGCUAUCCGAAAGGACGAAGACAUCCCCGAGGGCUGGGCGCUCGAUUCUCAGGGGGAAGUGACGCGGAACGCCCAAGAAGCUUACGACGGUGCAGCGAUGAUGCCUCUUGGCGGUACCGAGCGGACGUCCGGCUACAAGGGUUACGGUCUCGGCCUGAUGGUCGAGAUACUCUGCGGGGUGCUUACCGGAAGUCAGUUUGGACCGAAUAUACGAAACUGGAAGACCGCCGACCGCGUCGCCGAUCUCGGACAGUGUUUCAUGGCGAUCAACCCGGCAGCAUUCGCGGAGGGAUCCAAGGAGAGACUGUCGACCUUGCUCGAGCAACUGAGAGACUUGCCCGCGGCCGGCGCGGUACCAGUCCUGGUCGCCGGAGAUCCUGAGAGGCAACACAUGAAGAAAGUCGACAAGGAAGGCGGUAUCACGUAUCAUCCGAAUCAGCUGAAAGCCUCGGAAGAGUUCGCCAAGCUCAUGGGAGUGCAGCCGAUGAAACUCGUCCCUAAGUCUGUUUGAGUAUCUUUAGAUAGAGAAACCACAAACGGUCAAAUAUAGAUUACAAGUAUAUUAAAGUACCUUCUACUUCUCAAACAUGAGUUGGCGAUUUGUUUAUGUGUCGCUCGAAUUACAAUAAUCUUUCUUUCUCUCCCCCUUCGCUACUCGUCGUCAAUUGUUUUUACCUCAGUGGUAAAACAGCUCGCGGUGUUUGGAACUUUUUAGACAGUGUUUUGUGUGUAGCAACAACCGAGCAAGAUUAGUAGUUACGUCUGUUCCCGACGUAACGAUUCAUAUCAAUUGUAAUACGAAAAACUAGUCGUCGAAAAUCUAUUUUUACCCAAUCAAACUUGGGGGAUAAUAAAAAUGAUAUCGUGAAGA